UUCAGGCAGUACUUCAAUAUACUACACCACCACUCGGGCAUAUUUUCGGGCACCUACAGGUCCUUCUUCCUUUUCCUCGUCCCUGAGCGAGCCGACGCCAAGAUGAACGAGACCGUCACUGUCAGGACCAGAAAGUUCAUGACAAACCGGCUGCUUCAAAGGAAGCAAAUGGUUGUCGAUGUCCUGCAUCCAGGCAAAGCAACAGUCCCCAAGACAGAGAUCAGGGAGAAGCUUGCAAAAAUGUACAAAACCACCCCAGAUGUGGUGUUCGUCUUCGGCUUCAAAACUCAGUUUGGCGGUGGCAAGACAACUGGGUUUGGAAUGAUCUACGACUCAUUGGACUUUGCAAAGAAAAAUGAGCCCAAAUACAGGCUGCAAAGGCAUGGCCUUUAUGAGAAGAAAAAGACCUCUAGAAAACAGCGCAAGGAACGCAAGAACAGAAUGAAGAAAGUUAGAGGCACCAAGAAAGCUUCUGUUGGUGCUUCGGGCAAGAAGAAGGUAAAUACUUUCACAAGUAGACUAACUGCUGUGGAAGGAGAGUCUGGAGUGAUAUGUCAAGUUAACUCCAAACAUUUAGCUGCUAUGUUGAUUUAUAAUGCUAUUGACCAGUAUGUGAUUGGAAGCUAUUAUUAUAGGCACUUCUGUUUAAUCCCACUCGAGUAGUGAACUAGUGUGCUC
Carassius auratus (goldfish) is the source of this 678-nucleotide messenger RNA. RefSeq names its product 40S ribosomal protein S24-like. Gene Ontology annotation, molecular function: structural constituent of ribosome. Gene Ontology annotation, cellular component: ribosome. Lineage: Eukaryota; Metazoa; Chordata; Actinopteri; Cypriniformes; Cyprinidae. Bases 103 to 663 code for a protein of 186 amino acids. The transcript is spliced from 5 exons. Gene Ontology annotation, biological process: translation. The record is from RefSeq and is a predicted model, not a curated record.